Messenger RNA from Laccaria bicolor S238N-H82, 279 nucleotides. RefSeq lists its product as uncharacterized. The record is from RefSeq and is a predicted model, not a curated record. Lineage: Eukaryota; Fungi; Basidiomycota; Agaricomycetes; Agaricales; Hydnangiaceae. The transcript has a single exon. The coding region runs from base 1 to 279 and encodes 92 amino acids.
AUGGAAGUUUGGAUGAGGCAAUUGAGGUGGAAGACGCGGGAUUCGAAAUGGAAUGGGGGAUUGAGGCGGAAGGAAAACCAGAGGAAAAAGUUGGAGGAUUACUUUGCUGAGGAAGGGCCGAGUGCCAGUCAUAAUAUGGGAAUCAAAUUGAAACACCCCUGUCGAGAUUUCAGUGAGGUUUCAACCGCCCCUGCUUCGACAUCAUGCAGGAGGUUGUCUGCACGCAGGGAUGCUGGUGAGGUUGGCCAUGUGAACUCGGAUGGUGGGAUUAGGAUCUGA